Rotaria socialis is the source of this 2562-nucleotide messenger RNA. The record is from the annotation of a GenBank genome assembly. NCBI's taxonomy places the organism in Eukaryota, Metazoa, Rotifera, Eurotatoria, Philodinida, Philodinidae.
AUGGCUAAUUCGUGGAAAACGGCACCAACAUGUGCAAAUUUACAAGAAAAUUCUAUUGAUAAUAGUGAUCCAUGUUCCAAUCAUGAGCAAAGACGUGAUUGGGCAACAACGGAAUGUUCAUUGAUUCGGGGGAAAACAAUCGAUAAUCCAUUUAAUCCUUGUAUUGACUUGAUGGAUUCAACACAACUUGAUAUGUACUAUAAAGAAUGCUUAUAUGAUGCGUGCAAUUGUGAUCGUGGUGGUGAUUGUGAAUGUUUAUGUACAUCUUUAGCGUCAUUCGCUGAAAAAUGCAAUUCAAUUGGUGUACCUAUUAGAUGGCGUCGACCAGAUCGAUGUCCAAUGCAAUGCGAUAAUAAUAAAGUUUAUAUGGCAUGUGGGCCUAUAUGCCCUGAAGCAUGCUCAGGAAAAGAAUACUUCGGUUGUGAAUUAUCGGGUUGUGUUGAAGGUUGUUUUUGUUCAAAUGGUCUUCUAAUGGAUGGGACUGGUACAUGUGUACCUAUAUCAUCAUGCACAUGCGCUUAUGAUAAUAAAUAUUAUCCAAGUGGUUCUAACAUCAUUCGGGGUUGUGAAAUAUGUUCAUGCACAAAUGGUUCAUUUGUCUGUUCAACGUUGACAGCGACGGAAUGUCAACAAAAUUGCUCAUUUAGUGAAUUUCAAUGUUUAACUAGUAAAGAGUGCAUACCAAAGACAUGGAAAUGUGAUAAAACAUACGAUUGUGCAGAUCAAACUGAUGAAAAUAAUUGUGUUUACGAAUGCUCAAACAAAACAAGUUUCACUUGCCAGAAUGGACAAUGUAUCAAUAUGACUUAUCAUUGUGAUGGUUUACCGGAUUGUCGGGAUGGUUCCGAUGAAAUAAAUUGCACAUAUAUUCAACCAUGCACAGAAUUUUUAUGCAAAACGAGUGCAAAAUGUAUUCCAAACACGUGGGUAUGUGAUGGUUCAAUUGAUUGUGGUUAUGGCGAUGCUUCUGACGAAGCAGCAUAUUGUAAACAAGAACAUUGUGAUUUAAAUAGUGGCCGUUACUUCCAAUGCGCUGACAGUCAAGACUGUUUACCAAUCAGCAGUAAAUGUGAUAAUUAUAAAGAUUGUUUAGAUGGUUCAGAUGAACGUAAUUGUGCAUGUACAUGUUCUGAGCAGUUCUCAUGUCAAAUAGUGUGUCAAUGUAUCGAUGUAUCACGAGUUUGUGAUGGAAUACCGGAUUGUAUCGAUCAAACUGAUGAAAAAAAUUGUACAUGUACAUCGAACGAAUAUACAUGCCUUGGAGGUGGAUGUAUCAAUAGAACUCAAUUAUGUGACGGAAUGGCUCAUUGUUCGAAAGGUGAUGAUGAAACUUAUAUGGAUUGUAGUGUGACUACUACGACUAUAAUCCCAUCAACUAUCUUCACUACUAUUGGCCAAACAAGUGUAACGAGUGUCGGAGCUUUUAUAUCGAAAACAAGUGAAACAACAUCUAUUACAAGUAGAGCAGCAUAUAUUACUGGAACAACUAGUUCAACGUGUAGUGCUAUUGUUGGUGCGAAAUGGCUUUCUGAGUAUAAUUUAAUUACAAUGGGAGAUCUUGAUACAAAUUCCGAUGUAGAAUAUCGAACAUUAGUUUGUGGAAGUUAUCUUGGCACGCAAUCAUCUAACUUUGCUAUUCAUCGAGAUCAAAAUUCAAUAGAUCCUAGCCUUGAAAUUCGAUAUAAUAUCAGUUUCGGUUCAACAAUGAAUGUCACCGCUGGUAGUGUUACGAAUUCAUUUGGUACUGUACAGAAAAUAUCACCAACACAAUAUAAUUUGAAUGGACGGUUAUUAGGGAUUAAUGCCGGUAAUUACGGUGCUUCUGCCUUUAUUGAUACUACACUGGAUACAAAAUGUUCCAAAGUAACAUAUGAUAUACAAACAUUUUCCCAGUACUUAUCACAAUUGCUACCGAACAAUGAUGUUCUUGUACCACAAAGUCAGCCUGAUACAUUAAAAUUUAUUGUUAAUAAUACGAAUGCAGAUGGAUUAGCAAUCUUUCAUUUAUCAUGUGACGAUGUAUUGAAAAAUAAAUAUGUUCAACAAAUUGAAAUUCUAAAUAACGUCAAUGCUACAGCGAUUGUGAUCAAUUUAUCUGGGCAAACAUGUUCAUAUGAAGAGGGUAACAUGGUGGGUAGUUGGCUGAAUGGACUCGAUGGACGUUCUCGGACAUUAUGGAACAUUUACGAAAAACCUUCUAGGCAAAAUGUUUCACUACGUAUUACACAAAAUUUUAUGGGAGCACUUCUAGCACCAUUCUAUGCUGUUGAAACAUCCGCGAAUAUUGAUGGUUCUGCUGCUGUUUACAACAUGACAGCACGAGCUCAACUGCAAGGGCCACAAUUAAUAUUCCCCACAUGUGUCGAACCUAAACCUCCAACUUUAUAUACCAUGCAAACUACUACUUCAUCCGCUGCAGUACCAGUAUUUAUAUCCGAUAAUUUUAUUGACAAACAUCUUUCACCAGAAAAUAUGACGAACAUUAUAUCUACAGUAAGCAUCAAAUUGAUUCUCAGUUUUUCAGCAGCCAACGCCCUACAAAAGUCAUCGACGCAAAGAUAA